GGCUCGGGGCGGCCGCGGGGAUGCGGCGCUGAGCGCUCCGCUGUCCGUCGGUCUGUCCGUCCCUCCGCCCGUCACUCAGUCACUCACCCCGCGCGCCGAGAUCCCGCUCCCGCAGCCCAUGAUGUGCCUGGAAAGCGACGGCUCCUCCGGCAGCAGCCCGGGCUGCGGCGGGCGGCUGCGAGCCGGCGACGAGGAGGAGGAGGAGGACGGCGAGCGGGGCUGCUGCGGCCGGGGCGCGGAGGGCGAGGUGCAGACCCUGUCGGGCAGGAUGAACCCGCCGGCGGGCGGCAAGCACCCCGACCGCCCCGCCGCCCUCCGCAAGGCGCCGAGCCUCGGCCGGGCCCGGGUGGCGGCCGCCGGCAUCCUCAGCGUGGGCAACGUGCUCAACUACCUGGACCGGUACACGGUGGCAGGUGUGUUACUGGACAUCCAGCAGCACUUUGGAGUCAAGGACAGCGGGGCUGGUUUGUUACAGACAGUUUUCAUCUGCAGUUUCAUGGUGGCGGCCCCGAUCUUCGGUUACCUUGGUGACCGUUUCAACAGGAAGAUCAUCCUCAGCUGUGGGAUCUUCUUUUGGUCAGCUGUCACUUUCUCCAGCUCCUUCAUCACCGAACAGUAUUUCUGGCUGCUGGUGCUCUCCCGGGGUUUGGUUGGCAUCGGAGAGGCGAGUUACUCCACGAUCGCCCCAACCAUCAUCGGAGACCUGUUCACCAAAAACACGAGGACCCUCAUGCUCUCUGUCUUCUACUUUGCAAUUCCUCUGGGCAGUGGCUUGGGAUACAUCACUGGCUCCAGUGUGAAGCAGGUUGCUGGAGACUGGCACUGGGCCUUGAGGGUAUCUCCACUCCUGGGGAUGAUAACGGGGACACUCAUCUUGAUAUUUGUUCCUGCUGCUAAAAGAGGAAAUGCUGAACAACUUGGGGGGCAGCUGAAGGCUCGGACCUCGUGGCUGAGAGACAUGAAAGCACUGAUUAGAAACCGCAGCUACGUCUUCUCAUCCCUGGCCACCUCAGCCGUGUCCUUUGCCACGGGGGCGCUUGGUAUGUGGAUCCCUCUGUACCUGCACAGGGCACAGGUGGUGCAGAAGACAGCAGAGACCUGCAGCUCCCAGCCCUGCGGCACCAAAGACAGCUUGAUCUUCGGGGCCAUCACGUGCUUCACCGGCUUCCUGGGUGUCAUCACAGGGGCAGGGGCCACCAAGUGGUGCCGGCUGAAGACGCAGCGGGCAGAUCCCCUGGUGUGCGCCGUGGGGAUGCUGGGCUCUGCCAUCUUCAUCUGCCUCAUCUUCGUGGCUGCCAAGAGCAGCAUCGUGGGAGCCUAUAUUUGCAUUUUUAUCGGAGAAACUCUUCUGUUUUCAAACUGGGCUAUCACAGCAGACAUUCUAAUGUACGUGGUGAUCCCAACCCGCCGGGCGACCGCAGUGGCCUUGCAGAGUUUCACUUCACACCUCCUGGGAGACGCUGGCAGUCCUUAUCUCAUUGGAUUUAUCUCAGACCUGAUUCGACAAAGCACAAAGGAGUCCCCGGUGUGGGAGUUCCUCAGCCUGGGUUACGCCCUCAUGCUCUGCCCCUUCGUCGUCGUCCUGGGAGGGAUGUUCUUCCUGGCCACGGCCCUGUUCUUCCUCAGUGACCGAGCCAAAGCUGAACAACAGGUGAACCAACUCGUGAUGCCACCAGCCUCUGUCAAGGUCUGAGACGGUGCUGCUGAAGGAAAGGACACGUGGACUCUGCUCCCACCACACCAACCUCAAGCUCGAAGCCCUUCCGUGCUGGAUCCCAGUGGAUCCUCCAGCUCCACUCCAGCCCGAGGGGUUCUCCAGCACCAAACCCAGCCCAGCCUGGGGGGUGGGACAG
This is a messenger RNA of Empidonax traillii (willow flycatcher), 1853 nucleotides long. It is a transcript of the gene SPNS2, whose product is annotated as sphingolipid transporter 2. The record is from RefSeq and is a predicted model, not a curated record. The transcript has 13 exons. Gene Ontology annotation, biological process: sphingosine-1-phosphate receptor signaling pathway; lipid transport; transmembrane transport. Gene Ontology annotation, cellular component: membrane. Bases 119 to 1693 code for a protein of 524 amino acids. Gene Ontology annotation, molecular function: sphingolipid intramembrane carrier activity; transmembrane transporter activity. Lineage: Eukaryota; Metazoa; Chordata; Aves; Passeriformes; Tyrannidae.